AUGGCCUCAUUCGCCCUCUCCGCCCCAGCAAACACCGACGUCUGGAAGAAACCCCCCUCCCACGACGUCUUCACCGCCCCCUACAAAUCCCUCUCCAAGAACCCCUUUCCAAAAUUCCGCUCCGCAAGCCUCACCUUCACAGCAACAUACACCCACCAAUUCGACCAAGCCGGCAUCCUCCUCCUCUUCACCCGUCCCUCCUCCAGCACCCCCCGCAAAUGGAUCAAAGCCGGCAUCGAGCACUUCAACAACGCGCCCCGCCUCUCCACCGUCUGCUGCGACAACUGGGCCGACUGGAGCGUCGCCGACGUCUCCUCUUCCGCGGCAGACAUCCAGGCCGGUGCCAAGGCCGUGACCAUUCUCGUGGAGAGGCUGGAUGCGCAUGACGGGUCGUGCUUGUGGGUGUAUCGGGUCGAGGGCGACGAGAAGACGCCGAUGAGGGAGAUUUGCUGGCCGUAUGGCGAUAAUGGGGGGCAAGGAUGGGAGCUGGAGGUUGGGGCGCUGGUGGCGAGGCCGAGUAAGGAUGUGAAGGAUGAGCUGGAGGUGAAGUUUGAGGGGAUCGAGGUCAAGUGGGACGAUGCUUAG
This is a messenger RNA of Trichoderma reesei QM6a, 585 nucleotides long. RefSeq lists its product as uncharacterized. The transcript has 2 exons. Lineage: Eukaryota; Fungi; Ascomycota; Sordariomycetes; Hypocreales; Hypocreaceae. The coding region runs from base 1 to 585 and encodes 194 amino acids. The record is from RefSeq and is a predicted model, not a curated record.